Messenger RNA from Vicia villosa (hairy vetch), 1047 nucleotides. RefSeq lists its product as uncharacterized. Gene Ontology annotation, molecular function: catalytic activity. NCBI's taxonomy places the organism in Eukaryota, Viridiplantae, Streptophyta, Magnoliopsida, Fabales, Fabaceae. The coding region runs from base 1 to 1047 and encodes 348 amino acids. The transcript has a single exon. The record is from RefSeq and is a predicted model, not a curated record.
AUGAGUACAAAUCAAAAGAUAGUGGUUUGGAACUGUAGAGGGGCAGCAAAUAAAGCAUUUUUUAGAUAUUGUAAGCAGUAUAUCGACAGGCAUAAGCCGUGUAUGCUGGUGAUAGUUGAGAAAAGAUGUGAUCCAUUGAAGCUUCACAAAUCUUUUAUGCGACUAGGGUUUGAUUCAAUGGAGAGUGUGGACAAUUCUGGCUUUGCGAGAGGUAUCAUUAUUGCGUGGAAAUCUUGGGAGCUGAAUGUUCAGCUUUGUGAUAAAGAUGAACAAUUUCUUCAUACCAAAAUCAAUAUAGACAGGAACUGUACUUGGAAUUUUACGGCUAUCUAUGCUAGACCAAACGAGGUUAGUAAGAAAAAGCUAUGGGAGGAUUUGGAGAAGCUAGCUCAGAACAUCAAUGAUCCAUGGAUGGUGGCUGGGGACUUUAACGAUAUUGCCCAUGUUACUGAGAAAAAAGGUGGUGUUCAAGCUUCUUCCCAGAGAUGCGGUAGGAUGCGUGGUCGGAUGGAUAAUUGUAAUCUUAGUGAUUUGGAAGCGCGAGGCCCUAAAUUUACCUGGAGAGGACCUGUUUUCCAUGGGGGUCAGAGGAUAUAUGAAAAACUCGAUCGAGCCAUAACCAAUGAUGAAUGGAGACUUAAGUUUCCAGAUUCCUUUGUCAAGGUCCUUACGAGGGUGGAAUUUUCUGAUCAUCAUCCGAUUCUCAUUAGUCUAUAUGAGGAAUGCUAUAGCUAUCAGCAAAGACCCUUCAGAUUUGAGACUGCUUGGAUUAUGAAUGAAACUUAUGUAAACAUGUUGCAUGAUUCGUGGAAGGAGGAUAAUUCUAUUAUCAAUAAUUUGAAGAAUGUGGUUGAUGGGAUUGAGAAUUGGAAAUUUAAUUCUUUUGACCAAAUUAAGAGAAUUAAGUCAGCAUUGAUAAGGAGACUGAAUGGUGUCCAACACAAGCUGCAGCUCCAUGAUAAUAGGGGAGGGAUGCGCAGACUUGAAGUUAAGCUUCAAGGUGAGUUAAGCAACAUUUUGAAUCAAGAAGAAUUAAUGUGGUACUAA